CCAUUAGGAAGGUUGAGAACCACUGACCUAGAGUUUCCUGUUAACAGCCAAGAACUCUAAAUUCUAGCGGAGCUUAUCAAACAUGAAUCCUACUCCACUGUCUCCCGAGCCCACCCUGGGGGAACCACAAAAGGGCUGAAGGGACUAGAAUGUAUCUCAUCUCCUCUGAGUUGAGUCAGAACUGCAGAGCCGAGAAGGCCAGCUUGUAGACCUUCAGGCUAAGUCUCUCAGGAUACAGAUGGUGAAACUAAAUUCCAGAGGUGGGGCUGACCUGCCCCGGGGCACGGAUUCAGGUUGCCUGGCUCCCAGGCCAGCCAGAGCUUUUUCCAACACCUGUGUGGCCCAGAUUUGAAAGGAGGGAAAAUGAGAUGGGUGGGGCCAAUGAGACAGCCGUGACAGAAUAUGUCCUGCUGGGCCUACACGGCCACCAUAACAUAGAGAUGGUCCUGUUUGUGCUCUGCCUGGGCAUCUACUCUGUGAACGUGCUGGGGAAUGCCCUCCUCAUUGGGCUGAACAUGCUGGACCCCCGCCUGCACAGCCCCAUGUACUUCUUUCUCAGCAACCUCUCUCUCUUGGACAUCUGUGGCACAUCCUCCUUCGUGCCUUUCAUGCUGGUCAACUUCCUGGAAGCCCAAAGGACCAUCUCCUUCCCUGGCUGUGCCCUGCAGAUGUACCUGACCCUGGCACUGGGCUCCACGGAGUGCGUGCUCUUGGCCGUGAUGGCGUAUGACCGUUAUGUGGCCAUCUGCCAGCCGCUUAGGUACCCAGAACUCAUGAGUGGGCAGAUGUGCGUGCGGAUGGCAGUGCUGAGCUGGGGAACGGGCUUUGCCAACUCAUUGCUGCAGUCCAUUGUCACCUGGAGCCUCCCGUUCUGUGGCCACCAUGUCAUUAACCACUUCUUCUGUGAGAUCUUGGCAGUGCUGAAACUGGCCUGUGGGGACAUCUCUCUCAAUGCACUGCUUUUAAUGGUGGCCACAGCUGUCCUCUCACUGGUCCCACUCCUGCUCAUCUGCAUGUCCUACAUUUUCAUCCUUAAUGCCAUCCUUAGGGUGCCCUCUGCUGCAGGCCGGCGCAAAGCCUUCUCCACCUGCUCUGCCCACCUCACAGUGGUAGUGGUUUUCUAUGGGACUAUCUCCUUCAUGUACUUUAAGCCCAAGGCCAAGGACCCUGACUUGGAUAAGAUUAUUGCAUUGUUCUAUGGGGUCGUGACACCCUCACUGAACCCCAUCAUUUAUAGCCUGAGAAAUGCAGAGGUAAAAGCUGCUGCCAUAGCUCUGCUGGGGGGGAAUUUGCUCUGCAGGAAAAUGUCCCGCUUCUGUUCUCAACCUCUAUUCGGCAGGAGAGUCUAGGUUAUAAUAUGGUGAUAACUUCAAAAUUUCAGUGGCUUAGGACCACAAAGAGUUAUUUCUCGCUCAUGCUACAGGCCCAUUAGAGGUUGGCUGGGGAGGGGCCUGUUCUAUCAUCAUCUUCACCCCUCUGGGACUCAGAGUAAUAGAGCAACUAGUGGGACAUUGCUGGUCACCAUGACAAUAGGAAAAGAGAAAAUGACAAAGCCUGCACUGACUCUUCAAGCUUCCACUCAGAAGUAGCAUGCUACUUCCACUUACAUUUUAAGUGGCUUCAAGGUGUGUCUGGGUAGCCAAGGUCUGUCUCUGCAUGUGGCACAGAAGUGGUAGAGAGCCUCAGGACUAAAAGGGGUUACACAGAUAGGAC
Molecule: messenger RNA, 1713 nt
Organism: Myotis brandtii (Brandt's bat)
Lineage: Eukaryota; Metazoa; Chordata; Mammalia; Chiroptera; Vespertilionidae
Product: olfactory receptor 13C9
Exons: 1
Coding region: 369-1349 (326 amino acids)
Biological process (GO): G protein-coupled receptor signaling pathway
Cellular component (GO): membrane
Molecular function (GO): G protein-coupled receptor activity; olfactory receptor activity
Source: RefSeq, a predicted model, not a curated record